ACCACCCGCAACCAUGUCUGCCACACUGCUCCUCAGCGAUGCGCCCGCCGGCACGCACGGCACGGCGCAGCUUAAGCCCGAGUAUGUGCUGUCGCAUCGCAGCGCAGACAGCGGCGCACGCGACGACGACGCCGCCGAGGCGGCCACGAGCCACGUCGGCGACGGCGCCGAGCCGCCGGGCAAGAAGCUCAAGGGCGCCGCCCGCAAGCGUGCCGCGCGCCAGAAGCAGGAGGGCGGCUCGGUGAACCGAGCGCGCAAGUUCAACAAGAUGAGCGACACGAAGAUCAAGGGCAUCUGCCAUGCUGUGGCGCGAGGCGCGACGUGCGAGCGCGGCAACCACUGCAAGUUCUCGCACUCGAUCGACGACUUCCUGGCGUCCAAGCCAGCGGACCUCAGCUUCAUCGUGCCUCCACACCCGACGUCCGCGCUCAAUGCGGCGUCUGCCGAUGACCAGAUGCGCUAUCUGGACGCCCACUACGGUACAAGCCCGCCGUUUGUGCUGCCAGCGCCCGAGAGUGAAGCAUCUGUGCCGCGCUGCCCGGCGUUUGAGGCGCACGUGGCGAAAAACGGCGGCGAGGCCAAUGGCUGCCCGGCCGGCUGGAAGUGCCGCUUCCUCAGUGCCCACAUCGAGACGUCGGAAGGUGGCGAGCGCCGGCUGAAGCAGGUGCAGCAGCGCGACUUCGUCAGCGGCACGGCGCCCAUGUCGCCCGACGAGCUCAACUACGUCAAGACCGAGACGACCCGGUCUCUCUCCAAGCGCAGCUACCCGCUGCCAAUGAGCCGCGCUGUUCUGGCCAUCCUGCAGAACGAGACCGACGCGGAGUCGAAGGACAAGAAGCCCUUCGGCGUGGACGCAGAGGCUGCACGCGUUGCAUUCGAUGCCGAGCAGGCACGCAAAGCCGCCGCAGCCGCAGCGCCUGCCGCAGCGAAGACCGAAAUCGACUUCGAAGAGCUCGAGAACGCCAUGAGCAAGCCGCAGCAGCGCGCAGCCGAGGCAGAGGCGAGCGGCAGCCGGCAGGGCGCGCCUGACUUUGCGCGGAUCCGCGCACCGGAGAAGCGGCGACUCAACUGGAAGAACCAGCUGUAUCUGGCGCCCCUGACGACCACGGGCAACCUUCCCUUCCGGCGGCUCUGUGUCACGCAGGGUGCCGACAUCACCUGCGGCGAGAUGGGACUUGCCGAGAGCUACUUGCAAGGCAGCAGCAGCGAGUGGAGUCUUGCACGGCGCUGGGAGGGCGAGCGGCAGUUUGGCGUGCAGCUGUGCGGCUCCAAGCCUGCUCUGCUUGUGCCAGCGGCCGAGGCGCUGCAGGCCGAGAUUGGCGGAGGGCUUGACUUCGUCGACAUCAACUGCGGCUGCCCUAUUGAUCUGAUCUACGGCCGUGGAGCAGGCUCCGCCUUGCUGGACGCUCCGUCUCGGCUGUCGCGGAUCGUGCGUGGUGUCAGCGCGGUCAUGGGCGAGACGCCGGUGACCAUCAAGCUGCGCACCGGCACGUCGUCGACGCGCACGGUGCACAAGCUCUUCCCGCGCCUGUCGAGCGAGCUCGGCGUCGGCGCGGCCACGCUGCAUGGCCGCUCGCGUCAGCAGCGGUACAAGAACGAGGCCGACUGGUCUUACAUUGGCGAAUGCGUGCGGACAUACCGCGACACGGUGCGCGCGCACAACGAGGAGGCUAAGCACGCCGACCAGGAAGAGAUGCACGAGGUGCCCAUCUUCGGCGACGGCGACGUCUACGACUUCAAGUCGUAUCACGAGCGCCGUGAGCUCUCAGACGUCGACGGCGUGAUGAUUGCGCGCGGCGCGCUGAUCAAGCCGUGGAUCUUCACUGAGAUCAAGGAGCGGCGCGACUGGGACAUCAGCAGCCGCGAGCGCCUCGACCUCGUCCGCCAGUACUCCGAGUGGGGCCUCACACAUUGGGGCUCCGACACACAGGGUGUGCAGGCGACACGGCGCUUCCUCUGCGAGUAUCUCUCCUUCACCUCGCGCUACGUGCCGAUUGGCUUGCUGGAGCACCGCGCCAAGAUGAACGACCGGCCGCCGACGUUCCGCGGGCGCGACGAGCUCGAGACGCUGCUGGCGUCGCAGGACUCGCAGGACUGGGUGCGCAUCAGCGAGCUCUUCCUCGGCCCCACGCCCGACGAGUGGGCCUUUACGCCGAAGCACAAGAGCAACUCGUACGCCGACGGCGGCGGCGAGCAGCAGGGCUGAGCGCGCGGCAAUGCCAGACAGUGCGCCGCAGAGGGGCC
Tilletiopsis washingtonensis is the source of this 2244-nucleotide messenger RNA. Its product is annotated as FMN-linked oxidoreductase. The record is from RefSeq and is a predicted model, not a curated record. Gene Ontology annotation, biological process: tRNA processing. Lineage: Eukaryota; Fungi; Basidiomycota; Exobasidiomycetes; Entylomatales. The transcript has 11 exons. Gene Ontology annotation, molecular function: metal ion binding; RNA binding; flavin adenine dinucleotide binding. Bases 14 to 2206 code for a protein of 730 amino acids.